Penicillium manginii is the source of this 2130-nucleotide messenger RNA. RefSeq lists its product as uncharacterized. The record is from RefSeq and is a predicted model, not a curated record. The transcript has 3 exons. Bases 1 to 2130 code for a protein of 709 amino acids. Lineage: Eukaryota; Fungi; Ascomycota; Eurotiomycetes; Eurotiales; Aspergillaceae.
AUGCCAUCCCAAAUUCCAUCACCGUCUAUUUACUCUGUCAGAAGUGGUCUAGACUCGGAGACCAGCUCCAAUUACCCAUUCCCAACACGGCCAGCUCGAUCUUUCUCUCAACCAAAAGCUUACCAGAACCAUCCGCCACCGCGCCAUUAUGCAGCCGAUGAUGGCUCGUGUCCGAGUCCCACAAGCACAGUUGAUAUGACGCCGCGUAUUUCAAUAUCUACUGAAGAUUUGUUCCGCCAUUCCACGGCUUCUAAUUCAUCUUCUGUCCCAACUGUUCCUCCAAUCCUAUUGCCAGAGCCGCCUCUGCCGUUGGGUCACCCGCAAGCCCGGACAGCAGGGCUUGUUGCCCCAAGUGCUCAGAAGACUCGUGCCCGGAGAUCCUCCGUCUCACCCAUCCCGGAGGAAUUCCCCAACCCCCGCCAAACCUUUGGCUCUCUUGCCUCUAGCCGUGCCAUUCCUUCGAGCUGGGGCUCUGGACCGGCUGAAUCAGAAAUCCUGGGGGCUUAUCUUGAUGUGGACUCUGACGAUGAAAAGCACUCAGGGGGUACCAUCCGAGAAGACAACGCCGCCCUCGUGAGAAGUGCCAGCGUUGGCAAGCGGGGGAAACCAACAAUGCGUACAAUCAUGAAGUCCAACCCUAACUCCGAGUUGAUAAUUCCGGAUGUCCCCUCGACCCAGCACAAGGGCGAUUCACAGAGUGACAUCUCAGAUGGUGCUGUCAUCACAGUAGCCGCCAUUGGUAAGGCUAUGCGCCAACCGACCCCAGUCCGUCGAGCAUCUGCCUCGACCGUGUCAGGUGAAUCGUACAUUGAUCCCGAAAAGCCUCGUUUUGCGCACCCGGUCCCGGACCACAUGGACGUGUAUCGAGAUACUGGUCUGGAAAAGGAAUUGGAGGCUCUGCCUGCUGCCGCGCCUACCAUGAGUGACAAGCGACCUGGUGGCCGUAAACCACCUCGUCUGGAUAUCGGCGCUGUACGGAAUGCCGAAGCACGCGGAAGUCUCUCCAGCUUGACUGACCUGAUUCGACGGGCGACUAAGCUCGCCUCUAACCUUGACCACGGAAGAACAGCGAGUCGGAACGAUAUGUUGGCGGCAGACGCAGAACCAAAGGCUCCAUUUGGACGACGCCGUAACUCCGGCUCCAUUUCUGAUAUCCUGCACAUGUUCCCCAACCCGGCCCUGGAUACCCCCGACAAGCCCCGCGGCUCCUGGCCCGUAUUCUUCGGCCGAUCCGGUCUACGCAACGGUGAAGCCCUCGGCUCAAACGCAGAUGAGCCUCUUGCCCAAAAGCCUCCGCGCCGGUGCUGUGGCAUGGCGCGAAAGUGGUUCAUUAUUCUCUGCGUGAUUUUGUUCGUCAUUGUCAUUCUUGCCGUUCUCCUCCCCGUCUUCCUGGUUGCUGUCCCCAACGAAAAGUCCAGCAGCGCCACCGCCACCUGCGCCACGUCUAACCCCUGCUCCAAUGGCGGCGUGAGCGUUUCGAGCGGAAGCCAGUGCUCAUGCGUCUGCGCGAACGGAUAUACCGGUUCCACAUGCACAACAUCUGGUGAUAGCAGCUGUGUCAGUUCGAACGUGGAUAACGGGACAAUCAGCAAGAAUGCCACGAUGGGCAGCUCUCUGCCAAGUAUCUUCAGCCAGUCCAAGACGAACUUCGACAUCACCCUCGACCCCGUAACAAUCAUGGCGCUAUUCAGCAUGAACAAUAUCUCCUGCGAAGUAGAGGAGGACUCCACGAAACCCACCCCCACACACCUGGCCGCCCGGUCAGAGCAAACAAUCAACGGAAUCCUCGUCGACGGCUCCGGCAACCACAGAGGGUCCAGCGAAACCAAAACGACGUCGAUCGCGGCGAACCCAGCGACGGCAACGACCACAUCGACCAGCAGCUCCAAGGCCACGUCGACCGGGGUACCGGAGUCGGUGAUUGAGUUCUCGCAGGUGGCUGUGCUUUACAUUAUGCAGGAUACGGGGUCCCUCGAUACGACGCUUUCUUCCGAGAAGCAGAUUGCGUCGUACUUGAGUGGUUCGUAUGCGACGGCGAGUUCGCCUUCAUUGGAAUUGAUGGGGACUUACUCGCUGGACUUUGCAAAUAAGACGAUUACCAGGGAGGGGUCUGGGUUGACGGUGCAUUGA